Molecule: messenger RNA, 2706 nt
Organism: Enhydra lutris kenyoni (northern sea otter)
Lineage: Eukaryota; Metazoa; Chordata; Mammalia; Carnivora; Mustelidae
Product: protocadherin beta-14-like
Exons: 3
Coding region: 1-2706 (901 amino acids)
Biological process (GO): homophilic cell-cell adhesion
Cellular component (GO): plasma membrane
Molecular function (GO): calcium ion binding
Source: RefSeq, a predicted model, not a curated record
AUGGAGAACGGAAGGGCAGACACUCUGCAGAUAAGGCAAGUCCUGCUUCUUUUUGUUUUGCUAGGAAUGUCUCAGGCGGGUUCCGAAUCUGGGCACUUUUCGGUGGCAGAGGAAAUGCAGAGCGGAAGCUUUGUAGGCAAUUUGGCAAAGGACCUGGGACUAGAAGUGGGUGAGCUGUUCUCAAGGGGGGCUCAGGUGGUCUCUAAUGAUAACAAAAGACGUUUGCAGCUGGACAUAAACACCGGAGAUUUGCUCUUAAGCGAAUCACUAGACCGGGAGGAGCUCUGUGGCUCCACGGAGCCCUGUGUGUUGCAUUUCCAGGUAUUAAUGAAAAACCCUUUGCAGUUUUUACGAAUUGAGCUCCAGGUCAGGGAUAUAAAUGACCACUCUCCCGCCUUCUUAGAAAAAGAAAUGCUCCUAGAAAUCCCAGAGAAUAGUCCUGUUGGUGCUGUGUUCUUACUAGAAAGUGCGAAGGAUUUAGAUGUAGGAAUCAACGCUCUAAAGAACUACACAAUAAGCCCCAACUCUUAUUUCCACAUUAAAAUGAGAGUCAAUCCAGACAAUAGGAAAUAUCCGGAGUUGGUUCUGGACAAGGCACUAGAUUAUGAAGAGCAGUCCGAGCUCAGUUUCAUCCUCACUGCUAUGGAUGGCGGGUCUCCGCCCAGGUCCGGGACUGCCACGGUUCGGGUCAUGGUUGUGGACACUAAUGACAACUCCCCUGAGUUUGAGCAGCCAUUUUAUGAGGUGAAGAUUCCAGAGAAUAGUCUAUUAGGCUCACUCAUUGUCACCGUCUCAGCUUCGGAUUUAGACUCCAGAAAAAAUGGAGAAAUAUCAUAUUCUUUUUCCCAUGCCUCAGAAGAUAUUCGCAAGACAUUUGAAAUUAAUCAAAAGUCGGGAGAAAUCAUUUUAACCUCACCCAUGGAUUUUGAAACAACUGAAUCAUACUCAAUAAUCAUUCAAGCCACAGAUGGGGGCGGUCUCUUUGGAAAAUCAACAGUCAGAAUUCAGGUGAUGGAUGUGAAUGACAAUGCUCCUGAAAUCGCUGUGUCAUCAAUUACCAGUCCAGUCCCAGAAAAUUUGCUGGAGGCUGUGGUUAUGGUUUUUAGCAUCCGAGACAGAGACUCUGGGGACAAUGGGAAGAUGAUUUGUUCUGUCCCAGAAGACCUCCCUUUCAUACUAAAAUCUUCCGUUGAGAAUUACUACACACUGGAAAUAGAGGGGAUGUUGGACAGAGAGAGCCAGGCCGAGUACAACAUCACCAUCACCGUCACCGACCUGAAGUUGCUGGAAGGAGCCAUGGAGAUCAAAGGGGAGCUCGCUCUGCGGAAAAGGCAAGUCCUGAUUCUUUUUGUUUUGCUGGGAUUAUCUGAGGCAGGUCCUGAAUCUGUGCGAUAUUCUGUGGCAGAGGAAACAGAAGUUGGUUCUUUUGUGGCCAAUCUUGCAAGGGAUCUAGGGCUUGGGGUAGAGGAGCUAUCAUCACGGGAGGCCCGGGUAGUGUCAGAUGAUAACGAAAAGCACUUACAACUUGAUUUACGGACGGGGGAUUUGCUCCUAAAUGAGAAAAUGGACCGAGAAGAGCUCUGUGGCUCCACCGAGCCCUGUGUGCUGCAUUUUCAGAUGGUAUUAGAAAACCCUUUACAGUUCUUUCGGGCUGAACUGCAAGUCACAGACAUAAAUGAUCACUCCCCUAUGUUUCUAGACAAGCAAAUACUUAUUAAAAUAUCAGAAAGUACCAGCAUUGGAACCACAUUCCUAAUGGAGAGUGCCCAAGAUUUGGAUGUAGGAACCAACAGUCUUCAAAACUACACAAUUAGCCCCAAUUCUCAUUUCUACAUUAAAAUCCAAGACAGCGGUGAUGGAAAGUUAUACCCAGAACUGGUCCUGGACAGAGCAUUAGAUCAUGAGGAGGAGUCUGAGCUUUCAUUAACACUCACAGCACUGGAUGGUGGAUCGCCACCCAGGUCUGGGACAACUUUUGUUCUCAUCAAGGUCCUGGACAUCAAUGACAAUGCCCCUCAGUUUGCUCAGAAGCUCUAUGAAGUGCAAAUUCUGGAGAACACACCCAUUGGUUCCUGGAUUAUCACCAUUUUUGCUAACGAUUUGGAUACAGGAAAUUAUGGGAAAAUAUCAUACACAUUUUUGCAUGCAUCAGAAGAUAUUCGUAAAACAUUUGAAAUCAAUCCAAUAUCCGGGGAAAUUCAUUUGAGAUCAUGCCUGGAUUUUGAAGUGAUACAGUUCUACACUAUACGUAUUCAGGCAACAGAUGGUGGGGGUCUUUCAGAAGAAUGUACUCUUCUGGUUAAAAUAAUAGAUAUAAAUGAUAAUCCACCAGAAGUGACCAUCUCAUCAUUUACAAAGUCAAUUCCAGAAAAUGCCUCAGAGACUCUGGUUGCUCUUUUUAGUGUCCGAGACCAAGACUCUGGGGAAAACGGGAGGAUGGUGUGCUCCAUUCAGGAUGACCUCCCCUUUUAUCUGAAACCAACCUUCAAGAACUUUUUCACUCUAGUUUCGGAAAAAGCACUGGACAGAGAGACAAGAUCCGAGUACAACAUCACCAUCACCGUCACCGACUUGGGAACCUCCAGGCUGAAAACCCAGCACAACCUAACGGUGACGGUGUCCGACGUGGACGUCAGCGGCGAUGGGACCCUGUCCCACAGCUACCAGUAUGACGUGUGUCUGACGGGAGUUUUCAGCGACCGGUGA